UCAAUCCCCUGUUUCCAAUGACUUUCCUCUUUCCCUUCCCUUUCCACUCAUCUUCUCUUGUUUUAUCAUCAUCAUCAUCUUCUUCAAUCUUCUUCCUUCACUUCCACUCUCUGCUAAAUGCUUUCCACACAUAACAACACUUAGCACACCUCUCUGCUUUGUUUCCUCCAUCACUCACAUGGCUUCCAACUUCAACCAACCAGGAGGAGCUCUAGGUCAAAGGGACAUAGAAAAGGAAAAGGCUGCUAUGACUCCACCACAGACUCCACUUUCUGAGAUUUCGCCGUCGCCGUCUCCGUCGUCAUCCACGGCGCCGGCGCUGGUGCUGUCGAACUCCGGGAAGCGGAUCGACCAGGCCGGGAAGAAGAAGUACGUGAAGCAGGUGACAGGGCGCCACAACGACACGGAGCUGCACCUGGCGGCGCAGAGGGGCGAUGUUGGUGCGGUCAGGCAGAUCCUUCUCGACAUCGAUUCUCAGAUAAUGGGGACUCAUGGCGGCGGCGGCGGCGGCGACGGCGAUGUUGUUGAUCUCAACUCGGAGAUUGCUGAGGUGCGUGCUUGUGUUGUGAAUGAAGAGAAUGAGCUUGGAGAAACUGCUUUGUUCACUGCAGCUGAGAGGGGACACCUUGAUGUUGUCAAGGAGCUGUUGAAACAUUCCAACCUUAAAAAGAAGAACCGAUCUGGCUUUGAUCCUUUGCAUAUUGCUGCUAGUCAAGGCCACCAUGCCAUCGUUCAGGUUUUACUAGAUUAUGACCCUGGAUUAAGCAAAACUAUUGGUCCGUCCAAUGCUACUCCGCUUAUAACAGCGGCGACAAGAGGGCACGUGGAAGUGGUGAACGAGCUGCUGUCAAAGGAUUGCAGCUUGUUGGAAAUCGCUAGAUCCAAUGGCAAAAGUCCAUUGCAUUUGGCUGCUCGUCAGGGUCAUGUGGAGAUUGUAAGAGCCUUGCUCAGUAAAGAUCCACAGUUGGCUCGGAGGACCGACAAGAAAGGACAAACUGCGUUGCAUAUGGCAGUGAAAGGGCAAAGUGCUGAUGUAGUGAAAUUGCUUCUUGAUGCAGAUGCUGCUAUUGUCAUGCUUCCUGACAAAUUUGGUAACACAGCAUUACACGUGGCAACCAGGAAAAAGCGAGUUGAGAUAGUGAAUGAGUUGUUAAAUCUGCCAGACACCAAUGUUAAUGCAUUAACCAGAGACCACAAAACAGCCCUCGACAUUGCUGAAAAUCUUCCCCUCUCUGAAGAGGCGUCAGAUAUAAAGGACUGCCUUUCUCGGUAUGGGGCACUUAGAGCGAAUGAGCUGAAUCAACCAAGGGAUGAACUGAGGAAAACUGUUACUCAGAUUAAGAAAGACGUUCACACCCAGCUGGAGCAAACCAAGAGAACCAACAAAAAUGUUCAUAAUAUUUCCAAAGAGCUAAGGAAACUCCACAGGGAAGGAAUCAAUAACGCCACAAACUCCGUGACAGUGGUGGCUGUGUUGUUUGCUACAGUUGCCUUUGCUGCUAUAUUCACCGUGCCUGGUGGGGAUAACGAUGAUGGCUCAGGAGUGGUAGCGGCCUAUUCUGCUUUUAAAAUCUUCUUCAUCUUCAAUGCUAUUGCGCUUUUUACAUCUUUGGCUGUUGUGGUUGUUCAAAUUACCCUGGUCAGAGGUGAAACUAAAGCAGAGAAAAGGGUGGUGGAGGUGAUUAACAAGCUUAUGUGGUUGGCUUCUGUAUGCACCUCAGUGGCGUUUAUCGCGGCUUCAUACAUAGUUGUAGGUCGGAAGAAUGAGUGGGCUGCAAUUCUGGUUACAGUAGUUGGAGGUGUGAUCAUAUCAGGAGUUAUUGGCACCAUGACAUACUAUGUAGUGAGGUCUAAGAGAAGCAGAUCAAUGAGGAAGAAGGAGAAGCAGCAGGCCAGGAGGAGUGGAUCCAACUCAUGGCAUCAUUCGGAGUUCUCUAACUCCGAGGUUGAUCCAAUUUACGCGCUUUGAUUUUGAAAAAUUGCAACCUUUUGAGGGAUCAUGAGACCAAAUUAUGGUGAAAAAAAGGUCAGGUACCUUAAGAGUUUCUGUUCACAUUAGCUCUCUAAAGAGUUAACUAAGAAACUCCAUUGCAACAUAGUUUGUACGCUGUACAGAGUGUUUAUUCAAAUGAAGCCUUGAUCAUCAUUGUAGCUGCUAACUGGUGUCUUGCAGGGCCUAAGUAUGCACAUGUAUCUUAACAACAGGUAGUAAAUUUGCGAGAAGAAUAAAUCAAACAUUGCUUUAA
Molecule: messenger RNA, 2246 nt
Organism: Lotus japonicus
Lineage: Eukaryota; Viridiplantae; Streptophyta; Magnoliopsida; Fabales; Fabaceae
Product: ankyrin repeat-containing protein ITN1
Exons: 4
Coding region: 179-1969 (596 amino acids)
Cellular component (GO): plasma membrane
Molecular function (GO): protein phosphatase regulator activity; protein phosphatase 1 binding
Source: RefSeq, a predicted model, not a curated record